AUGCCAUCCACCAGUUUUCUUUCCAAUGCGGCGCCAGAGCGACCGACUCUCUACGUCGCGCCGCCUCCGCUGCGUCAAGAUGGGAGACCGGUUAUCAGAAAGGUCCUGAUUGCAAACCGAGGAGAGAUCGCGUGUCGUGUCAUCCAGACCUGUCGCAAACUCGGAAUCGCAUCCGUUGCCGUGUUCGUCGAUGAAGACUCUCCAUCACUGCACAUCCAACAAGCCGACGAGGCCGUCAACAUCGGAAGCAUCGACACCAGCGCCAUAAACCCAUUCCUCAAUGUCGACCUGCUCGUCCAGACCGCCGUCUCCAUCGGCGCCGAUGCUGUCCAUCCAGGCUACGGCUAUCUCAGCGAGAACGCGGCGUUUGCGGACCGUGUGCGCGACGCAGGCCUGAUCUUCAUCGGGCCGGGCACCAAGGCCAUGUUGACAUUAGGAGACAAGCGCGCGGCCAAGGACUUUCUGCUCGAGCACGCUCCCGAGGUUCCCUUGAUCCCGGGAUACAGAGAUUCGAGCCAGGACCCUGAGGAGCUGAGAAAGGCAGCGGCCAAGAUUGGUUUUCCAGUGAUGCUCAAAGCAUCUGCGGGUGGAGGUGGCAAGGGGAUGCGCAUUAUCCGCGAGGAAGAGGCGGCCGAGCUGGACAAGGAGCUGCUGCGAGCACAGUCGGAAGCGCAGAGGAACUUUGGCUCGGCGGAUAUCAUUCUGGAAAAGUACAUCCAGAGCAGCAAGCACGUGGAGAUCCAGAUUAUGGGCGACUCGCACGGAACCGUCCUGUCCUUCUUUGAGCGCGACUGCUCCGUCCAGAGGCGGCAUCAAAAGGUCAUUGAGGAGACUCCGUGCACCUUCCUCACCCCGGAAACCCGCAAGGCGAUGAGUGAUACGGCUCUGACGGUGGCCAGACUGAUCGGAUACGAGAACGCGGGGACAGUCGAGUUUGUCGUGGACGCUGUGACUGGCAAAUUCUACUUCCUCGAGGUCAACGCUCGUCUCCAGGUCGAGCAUCCCAUCACCGAAGAAGUCACGGGCGUCGAUCUCGUCGCCCUGCAGCUGUUUGUGGCCGCGGGAGGCCGCCUGGACAGCAUCCCCGAGCUCAAGGAUCUCAAACAGACCGGACAUGCCAUCGAAUGCCGGCUCUGCGCUGAAGAUCCUCGCAGGAACUUCUUCCCCGAGCAGGGAAAGAUCCAUCUGUGGUUGCCGACCGCGGAAGACCGCGACCUUCGCUACGAGACUGCCGUUCGAACUGGUUCGUCCGUGUCCAUCUACUUUGACUCGAUGAUUGCAAAAAUCGUAGUUUGGGCGCCAACCAGGGCUCUUGCCGUUGAGAAGAUGGCCGCAACCCUGUCGCUUACGGUCUGUGCUGGGGUUCGCACGAACCAGCUGCUUCUCCAACGCUGUCUGCUGCACGGUGCCUUUGGUGAUCCAGCAUACACGACUUCGUUUCUCCCAACCAACUUGGACCACCUUCUCGAUCGCCCCGCGACACCAGGUCUCCCAGAACUACCCAAACUACUCCCCGUCCUCUCUUCGUUUGUUCGCCGCGGACUCGACUCCCAGUCGUCCUCGGCGCGGCGACCGUUCCAGGACGUCCGGCCCCAGUUCCGCAACCAGCGCUUCGACAGAGCGAAUGGCCACUACGAUAUCGUGACGGUAGCCGAUUGGCCCUUCAAGGCUUCCGAACACUGGCCUCGGACCAGCAUCUGCAGCUGGAACGCACAGGCCAAGGCCGGACCGUCAGCGAGUGCGCAACAGAUCUCCGUCCUUGCAGUCAACGAGGACGAGAAGCCUCAGGACAAAAACCUCUCGGUGGCCAAGGAGAUUACCUUCCGCUACAACAAGCUCAGCCAGCUCGUGCGCGGUACCGGAGACCUCCUAGAGGGGAUCCAGAGUCAGUACUCUGUAAGCCUCGAUUCCUGGGACGCGGCCGGGCCAAACAGCUACACUGUCAGACUGCUUAUCAAUGGGUCCGCGAUUCUUGCCCACUUCGUUGCCACUGCACCGGCAGGAAGUCAGUCGCAGACUCUCCUGGUCCAUCUACCCGCGGUCGGCACCUUUGUUAAAGUCAAGGUUGACACGGCUCUUUCUUUCAUCGAGAGCACGCGGACGGCGGCAGCAGCAAGCGCUGGAGAAGCCCAGCGGACAAUCACUGCGCCGAUGCCGUGCAAGGUCCUGUCUGUGGUAAAACAGAUUGACAGCGAGGUCAAGUCCGGUGAGACGGUCAUGGUGAUUGAGAGUAUGAAGAUGGAAGUCACCAUCACUGUGGCGGUAGACGGGAAGUUUCAGACGAGCUGGAAGGAAGGGGAUGCGGUGGAGGAGGGCAAGGUUCUUUGUACUGUUACUUGA
Molecule: messenger RNA, 2340 nt
Organism: Aspergillus calidoustus
Lineage: Eukaryota; Fungi; Ascomycota; Eurotiomycetes; Eurotiales; Aspergillaceae
Source: the annotation of a GenBank genome assembly